AUGUUAAACUUAUUGAGACAACCUGUUGGUUCGGGUGUCAUAAUACGAAGCACUAAGCGUCAGAUAGCGCAAAAUAUCAAAUGUUCCAUCAAAAAGAGACAAUUUUCCACGCAGCAAUAUCAAAUUCGUAGUUCGAAUUUUAUAAGGGGUGGUCUUAUUGGUUUAGGAGGCGCAACCAUAACAACUAUACUACUUCGGUCAACGGUACUUAAUGAUAUUGCACCUAUAGAUACGACGAUUCACGAAUUAAACCCCGUAAAAGGAGCAGAAACUUAUGAAAAUGGACUUUAUGAAGCAUCCCAAAGAGAAGAAAUCGAACAAUAUAAUGAUUAUCGCCAUAGCAAAGUACGCACGGGAAAUAAGCUAAAGCAGAUAUUCUACUACAUCAAAUUUUCUAUCGAUGACUAUUUAAUUGAUCCAAUAAUUACUUUUGGAAGGUUUCUAGAAUUAUCCUUCCUUUUCGUUCCUGUGUUAAUCAGUUGUCCUAUUUGCUGGUUUGGGCACAAAGAUAGAUCCACUGGAGAGAAUAUUAGAUCGGGAGCUAAGCUCUGGUAUAGAUAUUUAAGAUGGUCGACUGAAAAGGCAGGGGCAUCAUUUAUUAAGCUAGGCCAGUGGGCUGCAUCAAGAACAGACAUUUUCUCAAAAGAAAUGUGUGACGAAUUAAGCAAUUUGCAUUCAAACGCAAAAGCUCAUUCACUAAAAGAUACAAUUAAAAUUGUGAGUAAGAGUUUUGAAGAUUUACCUUUCGAUGAAAUAUUUGAUGAAUUUAAUGAGAAGCCUGUUGGUGUGGGAGCCAUUGCUCAAGUUUAUACCGGGAAGUUAUCUAAUAAAGCAUUGAAUAAGGUUAGAUCCGGUGGUGACUUGGAAGAAAAGGUAAAUCAACCCAGCAAAAGUAAACAAUUCUUAGAUAAUAUAUUGGUUACAGAACAUGGUGAUCCGUUGACGGCAAAUCAGUUCGUUGCAAUUAAAGUUUUGCACCCUAAUGUUGAGAUAAAAAUUAAUAGAGACUUGAAAAUAAUGAAGUUCUUCGCAAACCUGAUUAAUAUGAUUCCAACAAUGGAAUGGUUAUCAUUACCAGAUGAAGUUGAACAAUUUUCCAUUCUAAUGAGAUUACAAUUGGAUCUUAGAAUCGAAGGUUUAAAUUUAGCAAGAUUUAGAAAUAACUUUAAAAAGAGAUUAGACAUCCAUUUCCCUAAACCUUACUUGAAUUUUACCACUAGGGAUGUGCUUGUUGAAGAAUAUAUACAUGCCAUACCCAUGAGCAAGCUUCUAUCAUUGAGUGAUAAUUAUGGAAAGAACUUGUCAAAGGAAGUCAGUGAUAAAGGUUUAGAUGCUUUUUUGAAAAUGUUAAUUCUUGAUAACUUCGUACAUGCUGAUUUGCAUCCUGGUAAUAUGAUGAUUCGUUUCUAUAAGAAUGAGAUGUUCAAACAUGAAAGAGAAUACAAGAUCGUGAAGUCAAGUAACGAACAUGAAACGAAUAAAAUAACCAAUGAAUUACUAAGCUUAGGUGAAGAUAAUGAAAAAUGGUGCAGCAGAUUAUCUGAAUUGUACGAAGAUGGUUAUCACGCAGAAAUAUGUUUCCUAGAUGUUGGUUUAAUUACUGAAUUGAAUCACCACGAUAGAAUAAAUUUUAUCGAUUUAUUUAGAGCGUUAUCUGAGUUUGAUGGUUACAAGGCAGGUGAAUUGAUGGUUGAGAGAUCUAGGACUCCUGAAACUGUAAUAGACAAAGAAAUAUUUGCGUUGAAGGUUGACAAAUUAGUUGGUACUAUGAAGGAGAGAACAUUCACGUUAGGUAACAUCAGUAUCGGAGAUUUAUUGGAUAAAGUUUUAGGCAUGGUUAGAACUCAUCAUGUUAGAAUGGAAGGCGAUUUCAUUACUGUUAUUGUUGCUAUACUUUUAUUGGAGGGAAUUGGUAGACAAUUGUACCCAGAUUUAGAUUUAUUUGCAAGGUUCGUAUAUGCUUUACUAUUCGGAUUCCCCACUGAAAAUGAAGUUGGUAUAUCUUUCAUUUGA
Messenger RNA from Debaryomyces hansenii CBS767, 2013 nucleotides. RefSeq lists its product as uncharacterized. Gene Ontology annotation, cellular component: mitochondrion. The record is from RefSeq and is a predicted model, not a curated record. The coding region runs from base 1 to 2013 and encodes 670 amino acids. Lineage: Eukaryota; Fungi; Ascomycota; Pichiomycetes; Serinales; Debaryomycetaceae. The transcript has a single exon.